Molecule: messenger RNA, 2799 nt
Organism: Propithecus coquereli (Coquerel's sifaka)
Lineage: Eukaryota; Metazoa; Chordata; Mammalia; Primates; Indriidae
Gene: TAF4B
Product: TAF4b RNA polymerase II, TATA box binding protein (TBP)-associated factor, 105kDa
Exons: 15
Coding region: 1-2376 (791 amino acids)
Biological process (GO): transcription initiation at RNA polymerase II promoter; DNA-templated transcription
Cellular component (GO): transcription factor TFIID complex
Molecular function (GO): protein heterodimerization activity; DNA binding; RNA polymerase II general transcription initiation factor activity
Source: RefSeq, a predicted model, not a curated record
AUGCCCGCCGGCCUCACCGAACCGGCCGGCACCGCUCCCCGCGCUGGCGUGAGCGCCUCUGGGACCGUGACCAUGGCCCCCGCCAGGGCUCUGCCGGUGCGGGUGGAGAGCGCGCCGGUGGCCCUGGGCGCCGUGACUAAGGCUCCUGUCAGCGUCUGCGUGGAGUCCACGGCUUCCCAGCCCCUGCGGUCCCCCGUGGGGACCCUGGUGACCAAAGUGGCUCCUGUCAGUGCUCCUCCUAAACUCAGCAGCGGCCCCAGGCUGCCUGCUCCUCAGAUAGUCACCGUGAAAACCCCCAAAGCCACAACAAUCCAUUUACCUGCUAAUUUGCAGCUUCCUCCAGGAACAGUUUUGAUCAAAAGUAAUAGUGGUCAGUUGAUGCUGGUAUCUCCUCAGCAAGCCACAACAAGAGCUGAGACCACAAGUAACAUAACUUCAAGGCCAGCAGUACCAAUGAAUACUCAAACGCUCAAAAUCUGUACUGUGCCGAAUUCUAGCUCACAAUCAAUCAAGAAAGUGGCAGUGGCACCUGUUAAAAAAUUGGCGCAAAUAGGAACUACUGUGGUAACCACUGUUGCGAAGCCUUCCUCAGUACAAUCUGCGGCUGUGCCAGCCAGUGUUGUCACAGUUACUCCUGUAAAACCGUCGAAUACCGUAACUACCUUGAAGCCUUCAAAUUUGGGAGCAUCAUCCACCCCCUCAAAUGAGCCCAAUCUCAAAGCAGAGAUAUCAGCAGCUGCUCAGACUGAUCUUUCUCCGACAAUGCUAGAAAAUGUGAAAAAAUGUAAGAACUUCCUUGCAAUGUUAAUAAAACUAGCAUGUAGUGGAUCACAGUCCCCAGAAAUGGGGCAGAAUGUGAAGAAGCUGGUGGAACAACUUUUGGAUGCAAAAAUCGAAGCAGAAGAAUUUACUAGGAAACUAUAUGUUGAACUGAAGUCUUCACCUCAACCUCACCUAGUUCCUUUUCUUAAGAAAAGUGUGAUUGCCUUACGACAACUUCUGCCUAACUCGCAGAGCUUCAUUCAGCAGUGUGUUCAGCAGACCUCUAGCGAGGUAGUCAUUGCAACCUGUACUGCAACAGUAACAACUGCUCCUGUGGUGACAACAACAGUUGCCUCACUCCAGUCUGAAAAGCCCAUCAUCGUUUCUGGAGUGACAACACCCAGAACUGUGUCAUUGCAAACUCUGAAUCCACUUGCUGGGCCAGGGGGAGCAAAGGCUGGAGUCGUGACACUUCAUUCCAUGGGCCCAGCUGCUGUACCAGGAGGAACAACAGCUGGAACUGUAUUGCUUCAGACUUCCAAACCACUUGUGUCAUCUGUACCAAAUACAGUUACAACAGUCUCACUUCAACCAGAAAAGCCAGUUGUCUCUGGAUCUGGAACAGCAGUAACACUGGCCCUUCCAACAGUAACUUUUGGAGAAACUUCAGCUGCAGCUAUAUGUCUUCCGUCUGUGAAACCUGUUGUUACUUCUGCUGGGACCACAUCAGACAAGCCUGUCAUUGGCGCUCCAAUCCAAAUCAAACUUGCCCAGUCCAGUCCUGUCCUUUCACAACCAGCUGGUAUUCCACAAGCAGUUAAAGUCAAGCAGCUAGUAGUUCAGCAGCCUUCAGGAGGCAUUGCAAAACAAGUGACCACACUUUCCCCUUCCUCAGCAUUGACCAUUCAGAAAUCUGGACAAAAGAAGAUGCCAGUGAACACUGUAAUACCUACCAGUCAGUUUCAUACAGCUUCCAUUGUAAAACAAAUUACUCUGCCUGGAAAUAAAAUUCUGUCGCUCCAAGCAUCUCCUAUUCAGAAAAAUAAAAUAAAGGAGAAUGGAACAACAUGCUUCAGUAUUUUUUCCCUGCUUGAAUCAGAGAUUGGAGAGAAAUUCAGUUUUACUGUAAUACAAAGUAAAAAGCAUGACAUUACAGAACUCAACUCUGAUGCUGUGAACUUGAUCUCCCAUGCAACACAGGAGCGAUUACGAGGCCUUCUAGAAAAGCUGACUGCAAUUGCUCAGCAUCGAAUGACUACUUACAAGGCAAGUGAAAAUUACAUCCCAUGUAGUGAUACCAGGUCACAGCUCAAAUUUCUUGAAAAGCUGGAUCAAUUGGAGAAACAGAGAAAGGAUUUAGAAGAAAGAGAAAUGUUACUUAAGGCAGCCAAGAGCCGUUCCAAUAAAGAAGAUCCAGAACAGCUGAGAUUAAAGCAGAAAGCCAAAGAGGGGUUAAAAGACAACCUUGCUUCUGGGACAUCUAGCCUGACCACCACCAAACAGUUACUCCGUCCAAGAAUCACGAGAGUCUGCCUCAGGGACUUGAUAUUCUGUAUGGAACAGGAAAGGGAGAUGAAGUAUUCUCGAGCUCUAUACCUUGCCCUUCUGAAGUGACUGCUCCACUCUCCAUCCAGAUCCUUGCUGUUUACUGCCAAAGAAGACAUAACGAGCAUUGUUGCACUGUCCUGAAAUUUCAAUUUGUGGAAAAUAAUCACCAAUAUGGAAGAUCAUUGUUUACAGUUAUAAACUUUUAUGAAGUCUUACCUAUCCAUCCCAUGACGUUCUUACAGAUUAGAAUUCAUCUUUGUUUUCUGAAAAUCAGUUAUGAAAUGCACUUUACACAGAAGUAGGCAUUUGUCUACCUGUGCGUUUAAUUAGAGCAAGUUAAGCCCUGUUUGUUACUACCUGCUUCAUUUGCCAAAUUGUAACAGGUGAGUUGUCUUUCCCUAAUACAGCCUGCUUUGAGAUGCAGGAGAAAGGAAGAGUUACUGCAAGAAAAUGUAAAAAAAAAUACAUUUCAUCCUAUACUGAACCAGU